AUGAGCGUCAUACUGAAUGACGAGCUGAAUGACGAGCUGAAUGACGAGCUGAGUGACGAGCUGAGUGACGAGCUGAAUGACGAGCUGAGUGACGAGCUGAAUGACGAGCUGAGUGACGAGCUGAAUGACGAGCUGAGUGACGAGCUGAAUGACGAGCUGAGUGACGAGCUGAACGACGAGCAAUACUAG
Messenger RNA from Purpureocillium takamizusanense, 189 nucleotides. RefSeq lists its product as uncharacterized. The transcript is spliced from 2 exons. NCBI's taxonomy places the organism in Eukaryota, Fungi, Ascomycota, Sordariomycetes, Hypocreales, Ophiocordycipitaceae. The record is from RefSeq and is a predicted model, not a curated record. The coding region runs from base 1 to 189 and encodes 62 amino acids.